This is a messenger RNA of Caenorhabditis elegans, 1416 nucleotides long. It is a transcript of the gene sto-4, whose product is annotated as Stomatin-4. The transcript is spliced from 10 exons. Lineage: Eukaryota; Metazoa; Nematoda; Chromadorea; Rhabditida; Rhabditidae. Bases 179 to 1024 code for a protein of 281 amino acids. The record is from RefSeq and is marked reviewed. Gene Ontology annotation, cellular component: plasma membrane; membrane; neuron projection.
CCACACCUUCUGUCCUUCUUCUCCCGUUUUUCUGUCUGUUUUUCUCAGUUCAUCUUACGUCGCCUCCCAUCCUUCUUCGUGUGGCACCAUCGCUCAGCCGGCACAAAUUGUUCGCCACCACCACUAACAAAAACCAUGCAACAAGACAACUAUCAGGUCUAAGUGUCCACCUUGAGAUAUGCAACGUCAAGGCACUGUCCGAGCUCCGUGUUCACGAAUUGUUGAUCCUCACCAAAAAGUAAAUUAUACCGUUUGCGGAUGGAUCAUAACAAUCAUCAGUUAUCUUGUUGUUUUGUUCACUUUACCUCUUUCUGCAUUUUUUUGUCUUAAGGUUGUGCAAGAAUAUGAGCGAGCCGUUAUAUUUCGCUUGGGUCGACUGAAACACGGAGGAGCUCGCGGCCCCGGCAUAUUUUUCAUCAUUCCAUGCAUAGAAUCAUUUAAGAAAAUAGAUCUUCGUGUUGUUUCGUUUGAUGUUCCGCCACAAGAGAUUUUGUCAAAAGAUUCUGUCACCGUUUCUGUGGAUGCUGUUAUUUACUUUAGAAUAUCUAACGCUACGGUGUCGGUGAUCAAUGUUGAAGAUGCAGCUCGAUCAACAAAGCUUCUUGCCCAAACCACAUUGAGAAAUUUUCUUGGAACAAGAACGCUGGCUGAAAUGCUUUCAUCUCGUGAUGCCAUUUCUAUGCAAAUGCAAGCCGCACUGGAUGAAGCCACUGAUCCGUGGGGAGUUAAAGUUGAACGAGUUGAAAUCAAAGACGUCCGGCUUCCAAUUCAACUUCAGCGGGCUAUGGCGGCUGAAGCAGAAGCAGCGCGAGCAGCUGGAGCAAAAAUAAUCGCUGCUGAGGGAGAACAACUCGCGUCGAGAGCCUUGGCGGAUGCAGCCGAUGUGAUUGCAACGUCUCCAUGUGCAAUUCAACUUCGAUAUCUACAAACAUUAAAUAGUAUAAGUUCUGAGAAGAACAACACAAUCAUCUUCCCGUUCCCAACUGAGUUGAUUGCAAAGUUCAUCCAGUCUGCUGCCGCGUGAUUAUCAGAUUUGUGUCUCCUUCCAUACAUCUCGACCAAACAAUCGACUGACUUGUCAUAGUUUUUUCACCCACUUUUCCCCAAAUUUCCUGUGAACUUUAAAUAUUAACCAGAAAAAUUGACUACCUUGAAUUGACGUAAUCUCAUGACUCAUUGCCCACAAACAGUAUUGUCUUAGUUGAAAAUUCCUCUUUUUGAGAAAACCCCCCACAUCUUUCUUUACGCGGUUUCUAUUGAGCGAAUAAAUAUUUCGGUCACCGGACGAAGACGUACUGUUACAACAUUUCAAUUCGGAGAAAAGUGAUAUUGAAAAACUGCUGAAGGUUUGACCAUCUCAUUGAUAUGGUUAUCGGGUCGGCAUGGGCGGCGCUAAUGUUCGGGGAUAGUCAGAUA